Penicillium verrucosum is the source of this 1488-nucleotide messenger RNA. RefSeq names its product putative MFS alpha-glucoside transporter. Gene Ontology annotation, molecular function: carbohydrate:proton symporter activity. Lineage: Eukaryota; Fungi; Ascomycota; Eurotiomycetes; Eurotiales; Aspergillaceae. The coding region runs from base 1 to 1488 and encodes 495 amino acids. The transcript is spliced from 9 exons. Gene Ontology annotation, cellular component: membrane. The record is from RefSeq and is a predicted model, not a curated record. Gene Ontology annotation, biological process: transmembrane transport; carbohydrate transport.
AUGACCGACGAAAUUGACUACACCUUUAUCAACCCUGAUAAGAAAUGGCAAAUGCUUCGCGCGCAGUGGCGGUUUGCUCUUUGGGCAAUCUGGAUAUCUAGUGGUGUUAUGAUGCAAGGUUUCGACAUCGUUGCGGGAGGUCAAUUGGCGGCGUUGCCCGAAUUCAAAAAGCAAUUUGGCAUCCUUCAACCGUCCGGAGACUAUCUCAUCCCGGCCUAUUACAUCUCGGCUUGGAGCUCGAUUGCCCCAGCAUGUGAGAUUGUAGCUACCUUUCUUUUUGUUCCCUUACUGGAGAAGUUUGGCCGCAAGCCGGGGAUUCUGGUGGCAGCCUUUAUAUCUGUUGCUGGUGUCCUCUUGCAACAGUUGGCCACAGACUGGAGAACGCACCUUGCCGGCAGAGGUGUCAAUGGAAUUGCUAUUGGUAUCAUUGUUGUUUUUUCAAAGGGAGGAAGUAGUAUCGAUGGAAAAUGGCAGUGGUGGCUCCCAGUGGUGGCCAUGUACAUCUUCCCAUUCAUUCUCACCGCGGGGUGGUUUUUCUUCCCUGAGUCUCCAUACUGGCUAGUCAGGCGCGGAAGAAUAACCCAAGCAAAAAACGAACUAAGGAAAGUCUACGGCUUCAGCGAUAAUUCUUUCUAUAACAUUGAAAUCCAAAGAAUGGAAGAAGAAAUCCGCCUUACAACUGAGAUUCAAAGGACCUCAGACACAGCUAACCACAAACUCUUUGGGGUCGAUAUGUCCGCAGAGGUCGAGUGCUUCCAAAGCAAAAACCGCAAACGAACCUUCACUGCUAUAUUUGCUGCCAGCGCUCAGCAAAUGAUUGGCGCUACAUUUGUAAUCGGCUACACGACCUAUUUCCUUGAAUUGAUCCACGUGAAAUCUUAUUUCGAUGCAUCUGUGGUUCUUUACAUUGUCAUGUUUCUGUCCAGUGUGGCAGCCUUCCCCCUGACAGAGAUUGUAGGACGUCGAACCCUAAUCGUCUGGCCACAAUUUGCACUGUGCUUUAUGCUCCUGGUUAUAGGGGUUCUAGGAUGUGUCCCAGAUCAAGCCAAAGCCAGUUGGGGAAUUAUAGUUUUCAUCUACGUGUGGGCAAUCAUUUUUCAGCUCUCCAUCGGGGCAACAGGUUUUGUUUUGGCGUCAGAAAUUGCUACCAUGCGUCUUCGUGGUGCAACCCAAGGACUUGUCACCAUUUCCAACGCGGUCUGGGGGCUAAUCAUGCAAUUUACCAUCCCUUACAUGAUCAACCCCGAUGCAGGAAACUUGGGUGGUAAGGUCGGUUUCAUUUUUCUGGGGACGGGGCUUAUUGCGGCGAUUGGAGGGUGGUUCUUAUUCCCAGAAACAAAGGGAAUAUCGUUCCAGAAGCUUGACGAACUAUAUGCACUGCAAGUGGCGCCCAGGCAUUUUAAACAAAUGGGAAAUGAUCUAGGCUUGGUUGAGGAGUCAGGCCUAGCUGGGGAGAACCAGAAAGGCGAGAGCUUACAUGUGGAAUAG